AUAGUAUUUUGCAAGUUUGAAUUCUCUCUCUUUCACAUCGCUUUUGCUUUCUUUCUAAUUUUUUUGGCGCUCUCUUUCUCUCUCUAACUUUCCCCUCUUUCUCUCUCUAACUUUCCCCUCUCUCUCUCAUUCACUGACAUGGAUAAAUUAUUAAAAUAUAACACAGUAGAAAAGCUUUUUGCCAUAGGGUUUGUAAUAUAAGUUCAUUUUAUAUACCACCUGUGAAGUCUCGUGAAUCUUUUACCAAUCACUUUAUCUAAAACGGAGUUGGAGAUCUACUGUUAGGGUUCUACUACCAUACAACUAUCUCACCGGAUCUAAGAUAUGUUGAUAGGAUCUUUGUAACUUAAGUUGAUGCUACAAUUGAAGCUUUUUGAAAGGCAUCAAACAGGGAGUGCUAGGCCGUAAACACUUAAAAUGGAGAAGUAUGAAAUACUAGAGCAGAUUGGGAAAGGUUCCUUUGGUUCAGCUCUACUUGUGAGGCAUAAGCAUGAAAAGAAAAAGUAUGUCCUGAAGAAAAUCCGUCUUGCUCGGCAGACCAAUAGGACUCGCAGAUCUGCCCACCAGGAGAUGGAGCUUGUCUCUAGAGUGCGAAAUCCAUAUAUUGUGGAGUAUAAAGAUUCCUGGGUAGAAAAGGGUUGCUAUGUUUGCAUUGUUAUUGGGUAUUGUGAAGGUGGAGACAUGGCGGAAGCUAUCAAGAGAGCCAACAGUGUUCAUUUUCCUGAAGAGAAACUCUGUAAGUGGCUAGUUCAACUCCUGAUGGCUCUGGAUUACCUGCACACGAACCAUAUUCUUCACCGAGAUGUCAAGUGUUCAAAUAUCUUUCUAACAAAAGAUCGUGACAUACGUUUAGGUGAUUUUGGCCUUGCUAAAAUGUUGACUUCUGAUGAUCUUGCUUCCUCUGUGGUGGGAACUCCUAGUUAUAUGUGCCCUGAGCUUCUUGCUGAUAUACCUUAUGGUUCUAAAUCAGAUAUCUGGUCUUUAGGAUGCUGUAUAUAUGAAAUGACUGCUCAUAAGCCUGCAUUCAAAGCUUUUGACAUGCAAGCUCUGAUCAACAAAAUAAACAAAUCCAUAGUGGCUCCGCUUCCGACCAUGUAUUCUGGUGCAUUUCGAGGUCUUGUUAAAAGUAUGCUGCGGAAAAAUCCAGAGCUUAGACCAAGUGCUGCGGAUCUCCUCAGGCACCCACAUCUUCAACCUUACAUCCUCCAAAUCCAUCUGAAAUCUAAUAGCCCUCGACGAAAUACAUUCCCAGGCAGAUGGUCUGAUUCUAACUACGAAAAGAGGACUAGAUUUCUUGCACCUGAAUCCGUUACAAAGCUAGCGAACAGAGAGAAACGGCGAUCAUUUAGCAAUGAUAGGGCCUUAAAUCCUAGUAUAUCUGGAACUGAGCGAAGCUAUCCAUGUUCUUCUCAAAGAGCUCAGGAUUUUCAAAGCUCUUUAAAUACUAAGUUCUCAGAAUUAUCUGUUGGAAGUAUCCAUGAAGAUAUAGGGAUUGUUAAGUCCACGGCCACAAAGUUUCCGAAUGCUGCCAGAACUCCAAGAUCAACACCAGCGAAGGCUUCUGCUACUCCAAGGAGACAUACAACUCCAUCAAAAAUAUCCAACAUUGGUUUAAAUCGCGAUUCGCUUCCAGCAUCACGUACUCCAGCAAGUAAUCCUUUCAGACCAACGCGCAGAGCUUCUCUUCCAUUGUCAACAAGAGGCGCAGCAUUAGAGUCACCUCAUAAACCAAGCAUGGGUCUCCUCCAUAGCUUGGGGUCUCCAGAUGUCUCUGUCAAUGCUCCAAGAAUUGACAAGAUGGUCGAAUUCCCCCUAGCCUCAUCUGAAGAACCCCUCUUCCCUGUUCGCAGAACUUCAUCAACACCUGCACAUUGUUCUUCUACAUCGCCAAACUGUGGUGACCGAUCAAUCACAAAAGACAAGUGCACUGUUCAAAUUCUGGAUAGAACAUUUGCCAGGCCACACAUGGUUGAUGCUGAUCGCGGAGUUCCACAAAAUGGAAGUGAAUGUUCAGAGCAAAAUCCAACCACUGUGGUUUCAAGCCGUUCGUCUUCAGAUUCUCGGCAACGUCGGUUCGACACCUCGUCGUACCAGCAACGCGCUGAGGCAUUGGAAGGGUUGCUUGAGUUCAGUGCGCAGCUCAUGCAACAAGAAAGAUUCGAAGAGCUUGGAGUGUUAUUGAAGCCAUUCGGACCUGAGAAGGUUUCUCCUAGGGAAACUGCUAUCUGGUUGACCAAGAGCUUCAAAGAAACUGGUGCCUAGCAGAACACUAUAACACAUUGCUGCUGCUUGUACAUUAGCUUUGCUGUCGAUGUUUAAUGUUAAACGGAGAGGAUUAUCAGUCUUGAUUUGUCGAAACUGGUAAUGUAGGAUGGGAUCUUAUUUAUUUCCCACAUCCGCGGGAAUGGUUUUGGAUUCUGAAGUUCAUCAAGAAGCUGUAAAUUGAAUUCUUCUUUGACUUGAAACUGUGCCAAAUCUUUUAAAUUGUCUUAGGAUAAUGAAUCAGUAUGUUUCACAGUGGUCA
This is a messenger RNA of Cornus florida, 2524 nucleotides long. Its product is annotated as serine/threonine-protein kinase Nek2. The transcript has 15 exons. The record is from RefSeq and is a predicted model, not a curated record. NCBI's taxonomy places the organism in Eukaryota, Viridiplantae, Streptophyta, Magnoliopsida, Cornales, Cornaceae. The coding region runs from base 418 to 2262 and encodes 614 amino acids. Gene Ontology annotation, molecular function: ATP binding; protein kinase activity. Gene Ontology annotation, biological process: protein phosphorylation.